Molecule: messenger RNA, 3929 nt
Organism: Drosophila rhopaloa
Lineage: Eukaryota; Metazoa; Arthropoda; Insecta; Diptera; Drosophilidae
Gene: Pgant6
Product: N-acetylgalactosaminyltransferase 6
Exons: 4
Coding region: 423-2399 (658 amino acids)
Cellular component (GO): Golgi apparatus
Source: RefSeq, a predicted model, not a curated record
AAUAAGAACUCAAGGUGCUGAUGACGUUUCACCUGAUAAAUUCCAUAAAAUCAUGAAUUAUAAACAAUGCCAGUCCGUUUGGUUUUAUUAAAGUUUAUAAUACUCUUUAUAUAUAGUAAUUACUUAUAAACAUACAUAAGCGAUAAUGUUAAUAUUCACCGGAAGUUCUUUAAGUGCUCAGUACCACACAAUUUCUUUUAUCUCAACAUUCAAUUUGGUGAAAAUGUCUCGCUUAUCUUUGGGUUCUUUUUUAUUCAUUUCUCUUUGACGUAGAAGAAACCACGUUGCAAGAUAGAGGGCAAACCCAGCAAACACCAGAAACACCUGAGCUAACAGUGGGACAAUAGGUCUAUCGAGGCUUUACUUAAUGGUUUAUAUAGAGACCCGUAUAGCCGACACGUAACCACGGAUAUUCGGCAAGGAUGAGGCGACCCAAUCUCAAGUGGAUAGUGAAGGCCUCGCUGCUUUUGUUUAUCUCCCUGACACUCUUCAUACUGAUAACCAGCUGGAUCUCCUCCAGUCCGUACACUAAUAAGCCCGUACAUCACGGCGUAGAGCCCCUGCCCGAACAGGCUGGACUUUCCGGCGAUGUCCAGCAGCCAAGGAAGCCAGUUCCCGAGGCAAAAGUUAAGAAACCAGAUGUGAAACAGUCAGAGGAACACGAUCUUGAAGAGGAUCCAGAGCUGCAGAAGAUCGAUGAGCCGGAGCCGGUGGGCGAUGAGCAGCCUCAGGAGGAGCUGCAGGUGGCCCCACCCGCCGAUGGUUCGGUGAAGAAGGACUGGCAUGAUUAUACGGCUAUGGCCAGAGAUGCACAGAGAGUGGGUCUCGGGGAAAAAGGAAAAGCCGCCACGCUGGACGACGAGACCCAGCGCGAGUUGGAGAAACAAAUGUCGCUGGAGAAUGGAUUUAAUGCGCUGCUUUCGGAUUCAAUAUCAGUUAACCGCUCGCUGCCGGACAUCCGCCACCAUCUCUGCCGCAAAAAGGAAUAUGUGGCCAAGUUGCCCACUGUAAGUGUGAUCAUCAUCUUCUACAACGAAUAUUUGAGCGUACUGAUGCGCUCGGUUCAUAGCUUGAUCAACCGUUCACCGCCCGAGCUUCUCAAGGAGAUAAUCCUGGUGGACGAUCACAGCGAUCGGGAUUAUUUGGGUCACGAUUUGGAGGCCUACAUUGCGGAUCACUUCAAGUGGGUUCGCGUGGUGAGAUUGCCAAAACGCACGGGCUUGAUUGGAGCCCGAGCUGAGGGAGCCAGGAAUGCCACUGCUGAAGUGCUCAUCUUCCUCGAUUCUCACGUGGAAGCCAACUACAACUGGUUGCCUCCGCUGCUGGAACCGAUCGCCUUGAACAAACGGACGGCGGUGUGUCCAUUUAUCGAUGUGAUCGAUCACUCCAACUUCAACUACCGGGCGCAGGAUGAGGGUGCCCGAGGAGCCUUCGACUGGGAGUUCUACUACAAGCGACUGCCCUUGUUGGAAGAGGAUCUGCAGAAGCCGGCGGAUCCCUUCAAAAGCCCCGUAAUGGCUGGCGGACUGUUUGCCAUUUCCACGGAGUUCUUCUUUGAACUGGGCGGCUACGACGAGGGUCUGGACAUCUGGGGCGGAGAGCAGUACGAGCUGAGCUUCAAGAUCUGGAUGUGCGGCGGUGAAAUGUACGAUGCUCCCUGCUCUCGCAUUGGUCACAUAUAUCGGGGACCCCGCCACCAUCAGCCAAGUCCCAGAAAGGGCGACUAUCUGCACAAGAAUUACAAACGAGUGGCGGAGGUUUGGAUGGACGAGUACAAGAACUACCUGUACAGCCACGGCGAUGGACUCUAUGAAAGCGUAGAUCCUGGAGAUCUGACCGCACAGAAGGCGAUCCGCACCAAGCUGAAGUGCAAGUCCUUCAAGUGGUUCAUGGAGGAGGUGGCCUUCGAUCUGAUGAAGACCUACCCGCCGGUGGAUCCGCCGAGCUAUGCUCUUGGCGCCCUGCAGAAUUUGGGCAAUACGAAUCUAUGCUUGGACACGAUGAGCAGAAAGAAGCACAACAAGAUGGGAAUGUACUCAUGUGCCAACGAUAUAAAGAUUCCACAGAAAACUCAGUUCUGGGAGCUGAGCUGGAAACGCGAUCUGCGUUUACGGCGAAAGAAGGAAUGCCUGGACGUACAGAUCUGGGAUGAUAAUGCCCCCGUUUGGCUGUGGGACUGCCAUGGACAGGGUGGCAAUCAGUACUGGUUCUAUGACUACCACAAGAAGCUACUUAAGCACGGCGCGGAGGGCAGAAGAUGCCUGGAGCUGCUGCCCUUCUCCCAGGAGGUGGUGGUCAACAAGUGCGACCCCGACAAUCGUUUCCAGCACUGGAACUUCGGCUCCUUCAAUCAGACGUCGUUGGACAACUACUCCAAGGAACUCGUCCUCAACCUUUAAACGCAGCUCAGCGAUAGUAUCACUUGCCAUGUACUUAGAAAACUUCGAUGUAAAUAACUAGGCUAGCUAGGUUGUAAGGCACUUUGGCCAAUUUACAAUUUACUCCGACUCAAGCGCACAUUUCCAUUGCUGCAUUAAAGGCUAUCUUUAUAAAUAGUGCAUCUCAACGUAAUUAUAAUUAACACAAAAUUUAUUUGUGGUGAUUUUUUGGAAUUUUGUUUGGUUUUAAGCAAGAUUCUAAAUGUAUUAUGAAAGGAAAAUUCAUAGUAAGCCUUGAAAUGGUCAUAAAUUUUGACAUGUACGACUUUGUAUGCCAGAAAAAUUGUUUUCCAUUAAAAUUUAGAAGUUAAACAAAUUACAGCAAACUUAUUGAAGUCCCAUAUGAUAAAACCACUUUAAAACCACGUAAGAAAGAAACAAAUUGGCGAUUUUAACUUUGUUUUCGUUUUAUUUAAUAUUAAUAUCUGUUUGCUUUCCAUGCGCGUACUUUAAAUAAAUAUAAUUUAUGUUUUUUUCUCAUCCAUCCAUCUUCGUGCUGCACAAUCUGUAUAUACGUUCUCGGUUUGUGUGUAUCGUUUUACAAUAUGUAUGUAUCAUCGCUAUAUCGUAUCUCUCGCUGAUUUCGCACCUGAAAGUCGCUAUACCAGGUGCGUUAUCUUUGUUCUCUUUUCUGAUUUCUAAUUUCUGAUUUCGGCUUAUUACUUAUGCUGCUCAGUGUUAAUUGGUUUUUGUUUCUGCUUUAUCAUAUGCCAAUACGUAUAGUUUAUAUAUAAGGUGCACGCCGGUCGCCCCGCGAAACUCAAAAGUCGAUUUGGGGUGUUGUGUAACUUAAUAAUGGCAAAGGAUUUGCUUUUAUUUGAAAAUGAUAAAAAAGCAUUUACAAACUAUAAUAGUUGUUGGCUUGCGUAAUCAGUUAAUCAAUUAUCAAUUAUCAUAAGUUAUAUUAAUAUAUAUAUAUAUUUAUAUAAACAUUUAAAUAUUUAUCAAAACAUGUUUUUUCUUGUUGCUCAAAAGUCUUCUUCGCUGCCUUACAUUUACAUUACAUUACGUACAAUCGUCGAAAUUAAAAAUCGUAUUAUCAAUAACCGUUUUUUGCUUAUCCUUUCCUUUUUUGUUUUGUUUUGUGCAAAAUAUAUUUAUAUGUAGACUAAUUUGAUUUGAAAUUCAGUUGCGCUGCCACAUUUUGCAUUCUAAUCUUUAAUUUUUAUUUUACCUUUUGGAUGGAUGCAAAUUAUUAAUUGAGUUUUAUACAACAAUUACAAAUGGUUAGGCAAAUAAGUUUAGUAUUAGUUGUUGGUUGUUUAGUGCUUAAUACUUGAUUGGUUUCGAGUCUUUUUGGGUUUUUCAAACUAAAUCUUGCAGAAAUAAUAAUAACUAGAAUUAACCCCUUAUUUGCCGUCGAUUUGCGCAUAAAUAAAUAUAUAACUUUCGUUUUGUGUUGCAUGUGUGUGUGUUGCUUAAACUUAGUUUAAAUUAUGAUUAAAGUUUAAAAUGUCUUGCUGCCUUAUAUUUCCAUCGGUUUAUCUCUUU